Molecule: messenger RNA, 402 nt
Organism: Staurois parvus
Lineage: Eukaryota; Metazoa; Chordata; Amphibia; Anura; Ranidae
Source: the annotation of a GenBank genome assembly
AUGUUCCCUUGUCGCAAGCUCUUGUGCUGUUCUCGUUGCUCUCCUGGUAACCGACUCGGCUUGGACAAGACUAUUCGCUGCUUUAACCCUUUACCUGACCUCCCGUUGCUGAACAUGGCCCGUGACCUGAGUAUUCUUUGCCUACCGUCUAGUACUGUCUGCUCCAUUGUUAUUGACCCGGUAGUCUGACUACACUACACGUGUUCCCAUCUAGCUCCCACCAGCUGUACGCCAUUGGCGGCAGUCAUUACCGCAGCUGGGGUUACUCGGGGGCCACGACCUGGUCUCAGGCUGCGUCAAGUCCAUCCCCACCAUCAGGGGCUCUGGUGAAGGGUAGCAUGGGGCUUAGACUCUGGUCUGUGGGUAGUGGCUGUCAUUAGUCGCUGCGUGACCCUACCAUAG